CAAUUUGCAUUGAGUAGAGCAGACACACAAGGGCUCUCAGAGAAGCAACAUCAAAUCCCCUGUCCCAGAGGUGCCAGGAUGUGUACAGGAAAAUGGUCCCGCUUUGUGGGGCUCUCGCUCCUACCCAUGGCUUUUAUUAGUAUGAUUGCCAACCUAUUGUUGAUGUUUCCUAAUGGCGAAACCAAAUGGACCAACCAUAUUGCGCUUCAAGUCUGGCUCAUGGCUGGUCUCCUGGGUAGUGGUCUUUUUAUGCUAUGCCCGUCGUGUAAUGCUAUACGUGCUGGUGGUAAAGGCUGCUGUGGUGAAGGAUGCUGUGGAAAUAGGUGCCGGAUGUUAAGGUCAACCAUUUCUUCAAUAUUCGGAGGACUUGGUAGCUUUUACUGCAUUGCCGUAUCAGGAGUGGCACUGUCUGAUGGACCUAUGUGUAACGUGAAUGAUCCCAGUGUUAGUGCGGCAAAUUGGGGCUACCACCUGAAGGGCUUGAAUGAGAGUUACCUGUUUAAUAAGACCUCAUGGAAUGACUGCAUACAGCCCCCCAACAUUGUCCUCUGGCACAUCGUCCUGUUCUCCAUUCUGCUGGGGAUCGGAGCUCUGGAGUUCGUCCUCUGCGCUACUCAACUAAUUAACAGUCUCAUGGGAAUAAUGUGUGGAGACUGCAGGAAGAAAGGAAAGAAUGAAGGCUGAUAGUGACGGGGCCCCUCCUGCUCUCAGCCCUGUGGCCCCGUGAUGGAGGGAUGAAUGUAUAACUACAAUAAAUCUAUGAAGACGUGGACGUUUAUCUCAGGGAAAUAUAAGAUGCAGUUUGGUAUAUGAUGGCGGCGAUCGGAGGAGAUGACCCGCGGGCGGCUCUGUGUUUACUGGGAGAUUGUAAAUAAAGAUUUGUAAUUGUG
Molecule: messenger RNA, 890 nt
Organism: Bufo bufo (common toad)
Lineage: Eukaryota; Metazoa; Chordata; Amphibia; Anura; Bufonidae
Gene: TM4SF5
Product: transmembrane 4 L six family member 5
Exons: 5
Coding region: 79-684 (201 amino acids)
Cellular component (GO): membrane
Source: RefSeq, a predicted model, not a curated record